Molecule: messenger RNA, 855 nt
Organism: Belonocnema kinseyi
Lineage: Eukaryota; Metazoa; Arthropoda; Insecta; Hymenoptera; Cynipidae
Exons: 1
Coding region: 1-855 (284 amino acids)
Source: RefSeq, a predicted model, not a curated record
AUGACGAGCGCCUCAGUGAGAGCUAUCGAUAAAAGCGGAAAUCAUAUAACUUGCAAAGCGUUACUCCAUACUUGCUCUACAACGAACUUUAUAACAGAAAGACUGAUGAAAAGAUUAAAAUUGCCAAAGACACGUUGCUCCUUAACAAUCGGCGCAAUGAACGAGUUAAAUACUACUGCCAAGUACUUCGCGAAAGUAACAAUCAAGUCGAUCAACUCAGAGUACGAAAGGACACUAUUAUUUUUUAUUGUGCCGAUCAUUGCAGAUGCAGUACCGGGCAAAUCAGUUUCAAGAGAAAGGUUCAAUAUACCGAAAAAUAUAAAAUUAGCUGAUCCCGAAUUUUACAAGCCAUCAAACGUCGAUUUACUUAUUGCAUCCGGGCCAACUUUGUCGAUGUUUUGCACAGGUCAAAUUAAGCUCAAUGACAACGAAGACUUGAUUUUGCAAAAAACUAAAUUAGGUUGGAUUAUAGGCGGUCAUUUAAAUUUUAAUAACACAAAAAAGAAAUCGCAAUCGGCAUUGAAACGAUUGGAGUCUUUGAAAAAGAAACUCAAAAAUAAUAAAGAGUUCGAAAAACAGUACGAAAACGGAAUGAAAGAGUACAUAAAGGCUUCUCAUAUGACAUUGAUUGAUAAAAAAGACGAAAGUUCUGACGGUUUUUACAUUCCACAUCUUCCAGUAAUAAAAGAAUCUAGUUACACAACUAAAUUUAGAUUCGUAUUCGAUGCUUCAGCCAAAUCGAGCAAUGGAAAUUCAUUGAAUGAUUGCUUACUUGCCGGUCCUACGAUUCAAGACGAUUUAUUUAGUAUUCUAUUACGUUUUCGCAAACACCCAUACGUUUUAAUUGGUAUUUAG